GCAGUGUCUGUCAGACUGUGUCGACGUCAGUGUGGUGUCGGUUGGCGAGAUUUUACGGGUGUACGAUUUGACAUGCUGUGAUAACCCUCGAGAUCGGCAUUACAAACAAAUGUUACGUGGCCCUGCAUCGGUGCCUUCGUAAUUACACAUAUACUGUGGUAAUUAAGCGCCGAGUCGCGCCGCAAGAAUGUAUCCGUUGUAUGUCAUCGUCGGUGCGCUGCUCAGCGUGUCUUCGCUCAUCUGCGAAGGGAGCGAGCUCGAGUACGACGGCUGGCUGCAGUUGAGGUUAUGGCACGCGUUCAACGACGACCCGGUGCCCGUGUUCACGGAACGGGGAAACGUCACCGUGUCCAGCGUGCGCAGCGGCACGUCCGUCGUCGGGCAGAACGGCCUGCUGCCCGCCCAGAUAAACGCCCUGAAGAAUCUUGCCGAGCACGACGGCAAGUACAGACUGAAGGCGCUGGCUCGCACCUCCUCCGGCAGCGAGAUCGUGUUCCUCACCUCGGUGCCAGCGUGCUACCUGCUUGGUUCUGAUCUGGAAGACGUCAUAACGGUAUGGCUGGACAGUACAGCAGAGCCGACAGCUGUGAGCAUUUCAUCUUCGGGACCGUGUAUGCUGGAUGAUCCCUUCACAAACAUGUGGACCACCAGUGUCAUGGUGAGAUAUCCGGAUAGCGGUCCAAUCCCAGACACCGCUACGUAUAUUCAGAAGCUCGAACGAGAACGGGAGGCAAGGGAGAGAGGAGAAACUAAAGAUAAUCGUUCAUUCCUUGCGAAAUAUUGGAUGUAUAUUGUUCCCUUCUUGAUUUUCCUGCUGUUGUCGUCCGCGACGAAUCCAGAAGCUGGCGGAAGUGCACAAAGACAAUGAUCUAAUGAAAAUUAUUUGUGCCCGCGUAUGCAUCGUAUCCCAAAGAGUGGUCUUGUGUAAAUUGAUCGAAAUUUAUAGUAUAAUUUCAUAAUGUGAUAGAAACAACAUUAAUAAUAAUUAUAUUACAUAAUA
Molecule: messenger RNA, 1000 nt
Organism: Wasmannia auropunctata (little fire ant)
Lineage: Eukaryota; Metazoa; Arthropoda; Insecta; Hymenoptera; Formicidae
Gene: EMC10
Product: ER membrane protein complex subunit 10
Exons: 4
Coding region: 188-868 (226 amino acids)
Cellular component (GO): EMC complex
Source: RefSeq, a predicted model, not a curated record